CUCCCUCUCCAAAAACAACUGUAAAAAGGAGUUUUUCUUUCCGCCUCCGUUUCAGGUCCUUUGAAGGAAUCGCCAAACAGAGCAAACCAGGAGCAGCCGCUUCUUGAUCCUGCCAUGGUGGCGAUCCGGUGCUGGAAGCUUCGUCGUGCUCUCCCUCUGUUCCCCUGACCGUCCUCGGGCCCGCGCGAGAUUUGUAGGAGGAGCAGCAGCCGGCCGCCAUGUUUGGGUCCAGAGUCCAAGAUGAGGUAGAGAUGCAGAGGAGGACGACCAACAGGAUCUUUCCUGAUGAGAGGCAAGACCAAUUCAAGCUACCAUAUCAAGCUGCACGAGCCGACAGAUUUGGUGCAAAUAGGAUCGAUGGAAAGAACCUUGAGAAGCAUAAAUUGUUGAGUGAAGGCAACAAGUCAUGGCAUCACCGCAUUCUAGACCCCGGAAGUAGUAUGUUGCUAACUUGGAACAGGGUGUACCUGAUGGCCUGUUUGUUUGCCCUUUUCAUCGAUCCUUUCUUCUACUACCUGCCGUUGGUCAGAAAAGAAACUAGUGAAUCUGAUAGUAUUUCAUGUGUUACCAAGGACCAGCGGUUGAGUGUAACUAUCACUGUUCUGCGGUCGCUUGCCGACUUGUUUUAUAUGCUGAACAUUGCAAUCAAGUUCCAUACUGCAUAUGUAGACCCAAAGUCCAGAGUCCUUGGGAAGGGAGAGCUUGUUGUGGAUCUAAAGAAGAUUCAACAAAGAUACUUCAGAACUGAUUUCUGUAUAGACCUACUUGCAGCUGUGCCACUUCCACAGAUUACUGUGGGGUUAGUCCUGCCUGCAAUAAAGCGCUCAGACUAUAACGUCCAGACCACUACAUUUGCUCUGGUUAUUGUGAUUCAGUAUGUCUUAAGAAUGUAUCUCAUUUACCCUUUAAGCAAUCAAAUCAUCAAAGCUGCUGGAGUAGUUGCAAAGUCAGCCUGGGGAGGAGCAGCAUAUAAUCUUCUGCUCUACAUGCUUGCAAGCCAUAUUACUGGGGCAAUAUACUAUCUUCUCUCCAUUGAACGUCAGAUUACAUGUUGGAACCAGCAGUGCCUUGCUGAGUCAUCUUGCAACCUUGGGUUUAUAAGUUGUGAUAAUGCUGGUUUAAGCAGCUAUCUUGGUUGGAAAAGUAAAACAAAAAUAUUUUACAACUGUGAUGCCACUGCUAAUUCUUCACAAUUGCAGUUGGAUUAUGGAAUGUUUUCAAAUGCACUGACUAAGGGUGCCGUUUCAACUUCGUUCCUUGAGAAGUAUUUCUUUUGUCUGUGGUGGGGCUUACUGCAGCUUAGUUCAAGUGGAAAUCCUCUUCAAACGAGUGCAUUCAUAGUAGAGAACGUAUUUGCUAUAGCGAUUGGUGCUGUCAGUCUCAUACUCUUUGCCCAGCUGAUUGGCAAAAUGCAGACAUACUUGCAAUCUGUCAGUAAAAGGCUUGAAGAGUGGAGGUUGAGGCAAAGGGACAUGGAGGAGUGGAUGAGACAUCAUCAACUCCCAUCUUACCUUCAAGAACGUGUCCAGCGGUUUGUUCAAGUUAAAUGGCUUGCAACGCGAGGAGUAGAAGAAGAAUCCAUCUUGCAAGCUUUGCCUGCUGAUAUACGUCGAGAUGUACAGCGGCAUCUUUGUUUGGAUCUUGUUCGACGUGUCCCUUUUUUUGCCGAGAUGGAUGACCAACUUCUCGAUGCCAUCUGCGAGCGGCUGGUGUCGUUCCUGUGCCCGGAGGGCACAUACAUUUCUCGUGAGGGCGAUCCUGUGAACGAGAUGCUUUUCAUCAUCCGUGGCAAGCUGGAGAGUUCCACAACCAACGGAGGCCGGAGCAACUUCUUCAACUCUAUCCUCCUACGCCCUGGUGAAUUCGCUGGCGAGGAGCUGCUCACUUGGGCCCUGCUUCCGAAGACCAACGUCCACUUCCCACUCUCUACAAGGACCGUGAGGAGCCUGACAGAGGUGGAAGCCUUUGCUCUGCGAGCCGAGGACCUCAAAUUCGUCGCAAACCAAUUUCGGAGGCUUCACAGCAAGAAACUCCAACACACGUUCCGGUUCUACUCCCACCAUUGGAGGACAUGGGCUGCCUGCUUCAUCCAGGCGGCCUGGCGGCAGCACCAGAGAAGGAAGCUGGCUGAGAGCCUGAGCCGAUGGGAGUCAUACUCCUCAUGGUGGUCCGAAGAUCACCCAGCUGCUGAUAAACCUAAGCAGGAGGGCACCUCAAGCGGCACAAGAACCACCGCCGAGGGUGCCAUUGCCCAGAUGCAUAAGUUGGCCUCCGCGUCCAGAAGGUUCCGUGCCGACGAUACAAUGAUCCGUAGGUUGCAGAAGCCUGAUGAGCCAGAUUUCUCCGCAGAUCAUUUCGACUGAAGCUGAUGCUUCGCCGGUGAAAACAUAUAGCUUGCACAAAUACAACCGUCCCUGAUACUCAUUGUACGGCGCCCCUCAUUGUAUAUUCGUGUUUGUUCCAAAUACCAGUUUCUAUUGUAAAUCUAGGACAUGAUGAAUCUAGUGCUGCCAAUGUCACAGAUCAUACCCUACUGAUGUAUAAAUGCACUCCCUUUUUGUAUAUCACCAUGUUUUUGUAGCCACACUGAUACAUUUCCCGUUUUCUGCGUGGAUUAUACGGUCUCUUAUGAAAUUUCUGUGAAAUUCUUGUCA
Brachypodium distachyon (stiff brome) is the source of this 2654-nucleotide messenger RNA. RefSeq names its product cyclic nucleotide-gated ion channel 17. Gene Ontology annotation, cellular component: membrane. The record is from RefSeq and is a predicted model, not a curated record. Bases 219 to 2363 code for a protein of 714 amino acids. Gene Ontology annotation, biological process: transmembrane transport; monoatomic ion transport. Gene Ontology annotation, molecular function: monoatomic ion channel activity. The transcript has 7 exons. NCBI's taxonomy places the organism in Eukaryota, Viridiplantae, Streptophyta, Magnoliopsida, Poales, Poaceae.